Messenger RNA from Amyelois transitella, 1062 nucleotides. RefSeq names its product testis-specific serine/threonine-protein kinase 3. Gene Ontology annotation, molecular function: ATP binding; protein serine/threonine kinase activity; tau-protein kinase activity. Lineage: Eukaryota; Metazoa; Arthropoda; Insecta; Lepidoptera; Pyralidae. The record is from RefSeq and is a predicted model, not a curated record. Gene Ontology annotation, biological process: protein phosphorylation; microtubule cytoskeleton organization; intracellular signal transduction. The coding region runs from base 2 to 1036 and encodes 344 amino acids. The transcript is spliced from 6 exons. Gene Ontology annotation, cellular component: cytoplasm.
UAUGCCGGGGCCGGAUGUUAGAGCCAAUGAAAAUGUAUUCGGUGAGAUGUCGACCGAGCCCGCGGCGACUCUGCACAGCGGUACUGAAGCUGCUAAACCCGAAAGGAAACUUACCGUACUCGAAACACAUGGAUAUGUACUUGGUAGAACAAUUGGGUCAGGCUCAUAUGCUACCGUCAAGGUAGCUACAAGUGAAAGGCACAACUGCCAAGUAGCGGUUAAAAUAAUAAGCAAAUUUCAAGCACCAGGCGAUUAUCUGAAGAAGUUUCUGCCAAGAGAAAUAGAAGUCGUGAAGGGACUGAAACAUGAAAAUUUAAUACGGUUUUUGCAGGCAAUUGAAACCACACACAGGGUCUACAUUGUGAUGGAGUAUGCUGAAAACGGCAGCCUCCUAGACAUCAUCCGCAAAGAUCAACACAUAGACGAGAUCCGUGGUCGUCGUUGGUUUCAGCAGCUUGUCGAAGCCGUGGAGUACUGCCACGAACGUGGGGUAGUUCACAGGGACAUCAAAUGCGAAAACUUGCUGAUGGAUCACGGUUUGAACAUAAAGCUGUCUGAUUUCGGAUUCGCGAGGGGUCAUAUGAAGCCAAAAAAUGGAGUGUAUUCUUUGAGCGAAACCUUCUGCGGCAGUUACGCCUACGCUUCUCCCGAGAUCCUGAAAGGGGUCCCUUACAGGCCACAGGACUCCGAUAUAUGGAGCAUGGGAGUGGUGUUAUAUGCUAUCGUAUACGGACGACUGCCCUUUGACGAUACAAAUUACACACAGUUAUUGAAGCAAGUUCAGAACAAAGUUUCGUUCCCAAGAGAGCCAAAGGUUUCGACGGAAUGCCGCAAACUGAUCACCAGAAUCCUGGCUCCUCUGAAGGUCCGUCUGAAAAUCCCACAGAUCCUCGCCGACCCCUGGUUAAACCCCAAUCAACCAGCCAAAGAUGAAGAAGUUGAUGCUCAGGAAAAAGAAGUCACAAGCAAAGAGGAAAUUAAAAGCGUAAACAUAGGCACUGUAACAUUCGACAGAAAAUUAGAAGAAGUGAAAUGAUAAUUUGAUUAAACACCUGUAAAAAA